AAAUCACCACUGGAUGGUACCUUUAAAAUACGCCGUUAAGAUUCCGUUAAUUGAGCCUGCAAGACAGUACCGUGGGAGAAAAAACUCCUCCUCGCUCUUUGGUUUCCCACCUCCUUCCUGUUUCACCUCAGUUACUUUUUUGAAGUUCAGACUCACUCUGCAAGAGUGUGCUGAAGGGUCACUGUCACACAGUGAAGAAGAAAUGUCGUAUUUUAGUUCAUAAAAUGCUUUUCGCUGCAGAAAGUCGGUACCUUCGUGAGGUUAUUUUCCUGAGUUAGACCGCGUCUCCUCGUCGGGGUUUGAACGUAAAUAGAUUACACUUGUAGACUGAAGAACCAUCACCAUGCCCGACCUGUCGAGGAUGAAGAAGCCCGACGUGAAGCUUGUUUUCCUGGGCGACAUGAACGUGGGGAAGACGUCGCUGCUCCACAGAUACAUGGAGAGGAAGUUCAAAGACACCAUUAGCACCGUCGGAGGGGCUUUUUUCCUCAAACAGUGGGGACCGUACAACAUAUCAAUCUGGGACACAGCUGGUCGGGAGCAGUUCCACGGUCUAGGUUCCAUGUACUGCCGAGGAGCAGCCGCCGUCAUCCUGACCUACGACGUCACUAACUGGCAGAGCCUCGCUGAGCUGGAGGAGCGCUUCCUGUCACUCACCGAUACCGCCAACCAUGACUGCAUCUACGCCUUAGUGGGAAACAAGGCCGACCUGACUGAUUCCAAAGCCCACCAUUGCCAGGACUCGGACAGACUCCCCGAGGACCGAGCCGAGUGCGAGGAGGAGAGGACAGAACCGCACGUGUUGUCCGCCUGUCCCACUCCUCCUGGGACAGGUGGAGUGGGACAGCAGCCCGCAUCCCUCUCCGGUUUGCUGCUUCACAAGCAGGUGGCGCGGGAGGACGCGGUGGCCCUUUACGGGAGAAUACUGCGAUACAAAGGCCUGGACGAGAAGAGCAGCCUCCCGGCAGACAAGAUGUGCUUCGAGACGAGCGCCAAGACCGGGUACAAUGUGGACGUCCUGUUUGAGACGCUGUUCGAUAUGGUGGUGCCCGCCAUCCUGAGUAAGAGACAUGAGAACCAGGCGUCUCCUACCGUAGAUCUGGAGGACUGGAGGAAGGUCAGUGGGAAGCGAGGCAAAUCCAGCUGCUGUUAAAGAUCUGAAGCAUCACCGAGGCUCCCAGCUGCGGACUCGUUUUUAUCAGACGGUGUGUUUGACUGAGCAUUAAAUCCACACUGUGACGGUACUGUUUUGUGUUUGCCUUGACUGUGACUCAUUAACAAACACAUUUCCCAUUGAUGUGAAGAUUUAUAUGAGUGCAGAUCCAGGUAGAGACAUUUUAAUAGGAAGGGAAAUAUCACUUUAUGCAAUAGACCUCCUACUUUAAUAACUCAAACUGCGCUUAAAUAUUCCAAAGAUGUGCCUGUGGCCCAAAAGAACACAUUGAGAAAAGAAAGUAAAUUACUGCUGUAAAUGUUUUACUAUGUACUGCCACUAAAUGAACUGCACUAAUCAUUCAUUUCACUGUUUAUUGUACAAUCUUGAUCACAUUUCACUUUAAUCAAACCAUUCUUUUUUUUUUUUACAAAUAUUGAUGUUUGUCUUUAUAUUUUA
Messenger RNA from Xiphophorus maculatus (southern platyfish), 1612 nucleotides. It is a transcript of the gene rab20, whose product is annotated as RAB20, member RAS oncogene family. The record is from RefSeq and is a predicted model, not a curated record. Gene Ontology annotation, biological process: intracellular protein transport. NCBI's taxonomy places the organism in Eukaryota, Metazoa, Chordata, Actinopteri, Cyprinodontiformes, Poeciliidae. Gene Ontology annotation, cellular component: endomembrane system. The transcript has 2 exons. Bases 344 to 1153 code for a protein of 269 amino acids. Gene Ontology annotation, molecular function: GTPase activity; GTP binding.